UCAGCCCAACGAAAGUCCUUUUUGUCCUCAGUCUCUUUCACUUACAAUUACAAACCCUUAAUAAUAAAACUGGAAAUUAGAGAAUCAAUUUGAGUUUUCAUUCACGCAUCUCCGAUUGCGUGUGGCCUACUACGGUGAUGUUUUCACAGUUAUCAUUCUAACCGAAAAUGAAACCCUCAAACAAACCCAAGCAAUGACCAUAAUCACAAUAACAUAGUUCAGGUUUUUGAAGAGCACUCAGAAAACUCAACAUCACUGGUCGCAAAAUCCAGAACAAGUUGCUUUUGUUUUCAUAAUUUGAACCAAGUUUGGGGUUAGGUUUGUAUUUUGGCGGAAGAUGUCUAUGCGGAUAAAGGCCGUGGUGGAUAAAUUCGUUGUGGAGUUGAAAGAAGCAUUGAAUGCUGAUAUUCAGGAUAGGAUCAUGAAGGACAGAGAGAUGCAAAGUUACAUCCAAGAGCGUGAACGUGAGGUUGCUGAGCGUGAAGCUGCUUGGAAGGCCGAUCUUUCUCGUCGCGAGGCUGAGGUCGCCCGACAGGAAGCAAGGUUAAAGAUGGAGAAAGAAAAUCUCGAGAAAGAGAAAAGCGUCUUAAUGGGAACUGCAUCAAAUCAAGAUAAUCAAGACGGAGCUCUUGAAAUUACAGUAAACGGUGAAAAAUACCGCUGUCUCAGAUUCGCCAAGGCAAAAAAAUAAGACUUUACUGGAAAAUACCGUUGUCUCAGAUUCGCCAAGGCAAAAAAAUGAGACCUUACUGGGGUGACAAAGGAAAAAGUUCGCCAAAAGAGGGCUGAUCCUGCUGGGACUGGUUUAGCUCAAAUAAUGUACAUCUAGGAUCAUGUAUUGUCAUUUAAUUGUUUUAUUCCAGUUUAUCAUUAUGUCAGAUUUGAAAAAAGUGUUAUUUGUUGCUCAAUUAAAUUUAUUAUAUGAUUUUUUUUGGUGACCA
This is a messenger RNA of Lathyrus oleraceus (garden pea), 941 nucleotides long. RefSeq lists its product as uncharacterized. The record is from RefSeq and is a predicted model, not a curated record. Lineage: Eukaryota; Viridiplantae; Streptophyta; Magnoliopsida; Fabales; Fabaceae. The coding region runs from base 338 to 691 and encodes 117 amino acids. The transcript has 4 exons.